Molecule: messenger RNA, 3696 nt
Organism: Phymastichus coffea
Lineage: Eukaryota; Metazoa; Arthropoda; Insecta; Hymenoptera; Eulophidae
Gene: IntS2
Product: integrator complex subunit 2
Exons: 6
Coding region: 69-3434 (1121 amino acids)
Biological process (GO): snRNA 3'-end processing
Cellular component (GO): integrator complex
Source: RefSeq, a predicted model, not a curated record
UGAGCGUACACGCUGUAGUCGUCCGGUAGCUGAAAGUUGCGCUUUGUUUAGGCGUCUAGCAGUCGCUGAUGAACCACCGCGGAGGGAAGAUGCAGAACGCAUCGCCGGUUUCGGCGCGCGUUUUUGCGGCUAUCCAGAAUGUCGACACUCGUGAGCUUGCUCAAUGCACCGAACGAGAAGUUCGACCUAUCCUGCCUUGUUUGGUUAGAAUGAGCCUUAUUGCACCUUUGGAUACUACCAAUGAGUGCGUUGAGACAAGAAAAGAGAUUCUUACUAUUCUAUCGGGAAUUGAAUCGGUUAAUUCUAUGGUGGCCUUGCUCUCCAUUGAUUUUCAUAGUUUGGAGACUGAUGUACGAAGGGAACAGCAGCUUAGGCAAAAGAAAGGUAAUGUACAAGGAGAUAGUAUAUUGGCACAAUCAUUACCAAGUGCACUUAUUCUGGACUUUGAACGAAGUGAUGCGAAUCGACGUAUUCGUUUAGUUCUGAGUGAAAUAUUAUUUAUAGCAUCACAGAUAGAAGAGUUGCAGAAGAAUCAGGAAUUUCAGAUUAAGCAAUCUGAUUUAUUCGAUAGCGUUGUGUAUAUGGAAGAAAUCAGUUACAUUAUUUGCAUUGCUUUAGCUGAAUUGCCUGAUUUACUGUCUAUUCCAACUAUUUGUGAGACACUUCUCCAUAUAAAACAUGGGCCAGAAAUUAUUUGCUGGAUUAUUGCUAAUAAUCCUGACAGUUUUAUGGAAGUUUGCUCCCAUUUAAUAGCCAAUGGGGAACGUCAAGAAGAAUCAGUUCUCACUAGUAUAAGAACUCAAACCUUAACAAUGUUGUGCCAAAUGAAUCCAAGUCAAGCACUUGUUAUUCGUGCUAAAUGUGUUGAACUUUGUAGAAUGCCAGCUUUGGCUAUAACUUUGAGCUUAGAAAACUCUAGUAUUAGUAGUUCGGUAUCAGAAAGUGAUAUAAUUGCUUUUGUUUCUGGUCUUUUAUUAGGCAGUGACAUUCAGGUAAGAUCAUGGUUUGCCAUGUUCAUAAGAAAUGGACAAAAGAGAAAAUAUGAAUCACAUACAGCUUUGCAAGCUCUCAGAGAUGAGCUUCUAAGAAGGUUGCAAGCCAUAACAUCGCACAGCACAGAUGGACAGCUGGCAGAGUGUAGAGUAGUUCAAGCAAGCACAUUAUUGAGAUUGUACUGUGCCCUUCGAGGAAUUGGUGGUAUCAAAUUCCAAGACGAGGAAAUUGUUAUGAUUGUCAAACUUUUGACAUCUCAUCCACCUCCUUCACCUGCAGGAGUUAGAUUUGUUUCUCUGGGAUUGUGCAUGCUUAUAGCUUGUCCAUCUUUGAUUGGUCAUCAUAAUCUUGAGAAACCUUGCAUUGAAUGGGUUCAGUGGCUCGUUCGCGAGGAAGCAUACUUUGAAAAUGCCAGCGGUGUCUCGGCUAGUUUCGGUGAAAUGUUGCUGCUUAUGGCUAUUCAUUUCCACAGUAACCAACUUUCGGCUAUUUGCGAACUCGUCUGCGCGACUCUUGGAAUGAAGAUUCCAAUAAGGCCGAACAAUUUGACGCGAAUGAAACAAAUAUUUAUGCAAGAUAUAUUUACCGAACAAGUCGUCACCUCUCAUGCUGUGAAAGUACCUGUUACAGCUAAUUUGAAUGCCAACAUUGCUGGUUUUUUACCUGUUCAUUGUAUUCACCAAUUGUUGAAAUCACGAGCUUUUGCUAAGCACAAAGUACCCAUUAAGAACUGGAUUUACAGACAGAUAUGUGCCAGUGUACCUCCAUUACAUCCAGUAUUACCAGCUUUGGUUGAAGUCUAUGUUAAUUCUAUUCUUGUAACGAGCAAUAAAGCUAUCGAGCAUACGAAUAAACCACUUACGGAAGAAGAUGUAAGACGAGUGUUUCAAAAGAGUGUAUUCGGCGCCAACUUUGACAAUAAAAGGAAAACGAUGCAUAUCACGGAACCCGAACCCGAAAGUGUAGAAAUCAUUGACAUUGUCAAACCAUCUUUAACUUCGCAACUUUUGCUGUUGUACUAUUUAUUAUUAUAUGAGGACGUAAGAUUAGCGAAUAUGCACAAUUUCAUAUCGCAGGGUCGCAAAGUUAAGGCAUAUUCUACAGAAUUUCUCUCCGAGCUUCCAAUCAAAUAUCUUCUGCAACAAGUACAAAGAGAUCAAAUGAGUUAUGCAGGAUUGUUUUCGCCUUUACUUAGACUGCUGGCGACACAUUUUCCGCAUCUAUCGCUCGUCGAUGACUGGCUCGAUGACGAGACUAUAAACUUUGACAUCGGCAACAAAAAUCAGGAGACAGUUGCUGUGAACGAAUCGACUAUCAAAGAAGCUUUCGAUCACAUUGAGAGUUGUCCUUCCAGGACCGGUAUGCUCCUCAGGCAAUUGUUGUCCAUGAAGCCAACUGAUAUCUGGCCUCAUGUUAAAACUAUCAUACAAUUUUUCAAAAAGAUUUUGGACGAGCGAGUGCCUAGAUACAUUCAAGAACUCUAUCAACAAGUAUGGCUAAGGCUAAAUACGGUUUUACCACGCUGCUUAUGGGUACUCUCGAUAAAUGCACUGUUUUUAGAAAAUUCGGCAGUUGCAACUGUCUUUCUUACGCAAGAAAACAUUGUAUUGGAUCCACUUCAAGUUCUACGCUGUGAUAUGAGAGUUUUUCGCUGCGCACCUGUUUUAUCUGUGAUACUUAGAAUUUUACAAGCAACAUUGGCAGCAUCUCGAUCACAGUUAACAAGGCAUAUGCAGGACAGACCUUUGACGGAAAAAGCUGGACAACUGACUAGCGAAGCGGAAAGAGAAGAACUCAAAACUGCACUUAUUGCAGGACAAGAAAGUGCUGCCGUACAGAUUUUGUUGGAGGCAUGCCUUGAGACGGAAGAUGACCGUACGAUCGCUGGCCAAAUGUGGUCUUUGAGAGAAAUAAGAAGUGUUAUUUGCUCGUAUCUACAUCAAGUAUUUAUUGCCGAUCCAUCUUUGGCCAAACUCGUUCACUUUCAGGGUUAUCCUCGGGAACUAAUACCGGUCACAGUGGCAGGAAUACCAUCCAUGCAUAUCUGUCUUGACUGGAUUCCCGAGCUCAUGCAGCAACCUGAGCUAGAUAAACAAGUGUUUGCCGUAGAUCUCGUUUCUCACUUAGCAGUUCAAUAUGCGUUACCCAAGGCCUUAGGCGUUUGUCGACUUGCUAUAAACACUUUGGGUACUCUAUUAGGAGCCCUUCCAUCGAGAGAUCGUGUCUGCUUAUUUAUGCCAAUCUUACCUGCUUUGACGAGGAUCAGUUUUGCCUUUCCACCACUUGUUGAUGGCGCCGUAGAUUUACUCGUUCAACUAGGUAGAGUUAGUUCAGCUCAAGCGGCUCUUGGUGAUAAGUCGGCUGAAAUUCUUUGUCAAGAAGUAAAUGCCACUUUCUCAUCUUUGUUACAAAAAGCUGUUUUACAGUCGAGCGUUUAUUAAGUUAAUUACAAAUUUUACACUCUGAGUAGCUUUCUUAAUUUUUCGUUGAAUCAACAUCUUCAAAAUGUCUUUUCAUCUUUAUAAUUUAGUUUUCUAAAAAGCUCCUUUGGAAUCUAUUCUACGAUUAUAAUCACAUCCAAAGAUGUUAUUUUAAUUAUUUACAAUGUUUUAUAGAUACUAUUGGAAUUGAAAUGAAAAAAAUUAUGAUUUUUUUAUAUAUAGAAGAUGGCGAAAUCAUGUACAUAUGACGUUUAGGUAUAAA